UAAAAACAGACACAAGUCUGUAGUGGACAUCACUGCAUGGGCUCAGGAACACUUCGGAAAACCAUUGUCUGUUCACACAGUACGUCCCUGCAACCACAAAAGCUAGUUAAAUCUGUAAUGACAGCAAAUUAUUUAUGUAUUAUUAAAUAUUAGCAAAUAUGAGAACAAAUCACAAAAAAAAAUGUGAUGUGAUUCUGUCAAAAGGUUGUGGGUCCUCCAGCAGGGAAAAAACUACAUAUACGCUCAUGAAAAGCACACCUGUAUGGUAUGUAUUGUUGCUGCAGUGAGUAAAGACCAACCACAGAUCAACCACAGAUCAACCACGGGGAAAUGUGUGGUAACUUAAGCUCAGACAAUUGGUGUUUUGAUCUAAACAGGUACGCCCAUCGAAGUGAAAUGCACAGUUCUUUGACUGUUGCAGUUCAGUCCCCAGGGUUCACCACACAAGCCGUGCAAACACAGCAGUUAGUUCGUCAUGGAACCUUCACUUGUGAAAAUAGCAACAUUACGUAUCACGACAUAUACUGCUGUCCUGGCGUUAACCUGACACAACAUCUUAUGAAACCUAUUUUACAGGCCAUGGCUGUGACUGUCUUUCCUCAGGGAGUCCAAUCCAGAGUUACUAUAUCCAAACAGUGUUAAAAAAAAAGAAACACCUAUCAGGGUAAGGAACAUGUUUAAAGGAGACCGCCUAACUGUGCUGUGGGACCUCAUUGUCACCUCGAAUCUGUAAAAGUGAAUCUAAACUGAUGCCCUUUCAAACUGUGACCUGGAUAGGUGUCCAUUCCAAAUGGUUAAGUUCACUAAGAGAGACUAGGUUACAAGAUGAAGUUUGGAAAAUGCUUAAAACAUGCCCUCCAGGUUUUUACCCAGCACAGGGACUGACCACACAACCUUUGGAGCCUGAGAGCUGGGACUACCCUAUUCUCUGUACAGUGCAACUAGGUCUGCUUUCUUUGGCAUUCAGGAGGCACACCGUUCUGCUUUUCCCUGCACGACAUCAGAAGUGUUUCCAAACAUUGCGUGUAUGAGGUUCAGCAACAAUUACACCAACAGCACCAUCAUGUUUAGACGGAAGAUAUACAGGAUCGUUUUUCCAGUCAUUGCAAUGGCACAACGCUUAUGUUGCAGCUUUUUUGGGCUCAGUUUUUUUUUGGCUCCUGUAUGCUUGAGUGCAUCGCAGAUAGCACAUUAUUCAAUAUGAACUGCUCUACUUUUAAACAGACUCCAGUCGACUAAAAAGGCAUAGAGGUAGAUGGAAAGUGUCCAAUCCGUAUGAUGACUGGGUAACAAUCACAGCUCUAUUUGGCCAAACCUUAACCCAACAUUAAAUAUGUGAUUGUUAUUUUUAUGUGUAUAGUCUUGUCCUGUUAAAUCCUGGAUGACGCAUAAUGUGAUGAAAACUAUUUCCCAAUUUGGGAUUAAUGAAGUAAUACGCUGUUCUCUUUACACUUAUGUGCUUUUGAAGUUAGAACAGUAAGUUACUGUGCAUGAACCAUACUAGUACAGGAAGUGAACAGACCUGAUAUAUUUUAGUACAGGAAGUAAACAUCUGAGGUAUUCUAGUACAGGAAGUAAAUACAUCUGAGAUAUACUAGUACCAGAAGUAAACAUCUGAGGUAUUCUAGUACAGGAAGUAAACACAUCUGAGAUAUACUAGUACCAGAAGUAAACAUCUGAGGUAUUCUAGUACAGGAAGUAAACACAUCUGAGGUAUUCUAGUACAGGAAGUAAACACAUCUGAGAUAUAUUAGUACCAGAAGUAAACAUCUGAGGUAUUCAAGUACAGGAGGUAAACACAUCUGCAUAAGCCUGUUUCACCAGUUGUAUUAUUAAAGUAGUAAAAAGAGACUGUUUUCUGAAACGUUUCUUGAUCAUGAUAUGCAUACAAAUAGAAAGGCCUGCAUGUAUAGUAUUUUGCUCGUUGUUUUCAAUGUAUCAUAAAAAAGUCUCAUAAAUUGUAUUCAUUUCAGAAUAUGUGAUGAACUAGCUCUUAGCAGGUUACAAUAUUAGGAUAGAGUGUUUUUCAACAGUAUGUGGUUGAUGGUUUUUGCUUUGGGAGCCCAGAUCCAUAAAGGUCACUCUAACAUCAAGGGCCCUACUAAAUGAUAGUUCCCUUCAAAGUGUCUGAGAAAAAAACAGGUAGGGUUAUUGAGAAAGGGAGGGAUGGAUGGGUGGGGAAGGGCGGUGGUGAACACAAUCACACACCUCCUCACCCCAUGAAAAAUCGAGCGCAUCUCGUUUAUCAAAGCCUUGCGGUGUGUCACAUCCACCUAAAAGUGACGUGGUGAUCCAGCUGCCAGGUCAACUCCCCCUCGUUCUCCUCCUCAUUCUCCUCCUGUUCAUAACAACACGCGCACCGGAACGCGGCGCUUGUUGUCCGGUCGAGACGCGUGAGCACUGACUGGUCCUUUGAACAGAGUAACCCGAUGGAGGAACAAACCACCAGCAACUAAACUGUAGAUUUUUAUGCUUUCGGCUCGUUGUUCAGUUGACUUUUUUUUUUUGCAACUUUAUGUAGCGAGACUUUAAGGGAUACGAUUUUUCUACGUAAUUAUUUGAAUGUUUUUAGAAGGAUAAACAACCAACCACUUUAGUAAGGGGAUUAUUUAGUCGCAAAUAUGAAUGAUAUUAAACUUGCAGUUCUGGGAAGUGAAGGGGUCGGGAAAUCAGCUCUCAUUGUUCGAUUCCUGACGAGGCGAUUUAUUGGUGAAUAUUCCUCCACGUCAGAGUGUAUAUACAGAAAGCGCCUUUCUGUUGAUGGGAGGCAGCUGAAUCUAGAGCUUUAUGACCCUUGCUCUCAGGCCAGUGAGGGGAAGUCGACUCUGACGGACCAGAUCCACUGGGCCGAUGGCUUCGUUGUGGUUUACGACAUCAGUGAUCGGUCCUCCUUCAUCUCAGCCAAAGCCGUUGUUCACCUGAUCAGGGAGCUACAACUGGGAGGGGCCAAAAGGGAUGCAGACACACUGGUGUUCCUGGUGGGUAACAAACAGGACCUGUGUCACGUGAGGGAGGUACGUCGCGAGGAGGGCCAGCGUCUUGCUGCUGAGUUGCGGUGCCAGUUCUACGAGCUCUCGGCGGCCGAGCACUACCAGGAGGUGGUCCUCAUGUUCUCCAAGAUGGUCCACAAUGCCAGUCUGGGGGGCAAAUGCAAGGACAGGAGACGAAGACCCAGUGGCUCCAAGUCAAUGGCCAAACUCAUCAAUAACGUCUUUGGAAAGAGGAGGAAAUCUGUGUGAGCUGUGACUGGAGGGCGGAGUCAUACCAUUGAGAAGGCAGGCCAGGGACUUCUGUUGAUUGGAUAAAAAUCGAUCAAUAACAUUGUAUUAACCCACGAUCGAUAACAUGGACUUUGCAUACUCACUUGCUUUUGCUGUUAUUGCUGAUCAUGGAAUGGUUGGUAAGAAAGAGUACACCAAUUCGACCCGCCAGAAUAGACUUUGAGCUAGCAAUCAUUUGGUGAAUGAUGAUGAUAACCUUGUUGAUGAUGAAGAUGGAUUGGAUGUAUGUAGCGUCUUUCUCCCAGCAGAAGGACUCACAGAGCUUCACGUUAUAAGGGGGAAACUCCACUGGCUUGAGUCACAGCCUGCUCUUGCUUUUGCUGUUGUUGGAAUGGUAACUGAAAGUUAUGUGGGGACACAACAACCUGCAGGCGAUCCUGUAAUUUGAUCCUUCUGUUGAUCUUCCCAUGUGAAAGGUGGAAGCGGUCAGUGAUAUUGUUUUUAUAUUAGACGCUGACCUUAAGCCUUUGAGUGUGCGAUCGUUUAGCUACGUCACACUGCCUCUUUGUUGUUAUCUUUGGAGGGAGUCAAUUCCAAUUGGACACCAACAGACAAAUAUGAAGGUUGGAGAGAGUAUGAUUAUCUGAGGUCCUGAUGAUAGAAUUGAGAUCCUUUUAGAUCCUCCAUUUAAACCAGCGAUGUUGUUGGAUCCUUUUGGAUCCAAUAUAUUAUUUUACAUCCUCCUGACAAUAUGUCCAUUUAUAUUUAUAUCCUGAUGGACCAGAGAUCUUCUUUGAGACUCCAGAUUGACCAGAAAUCUUCUUAUAUCCUCUUGAUAGACCAGAGAUUUUCUAAUAUCCUCCUGAUACACCAGAGAUCUUCUUAUAUGCUCCUGAUAGACCAGAUAUCUUCUAAUAUCCUCCUGAUAGACCUGAGAUCUUCUUAGAUCCUCCUGAUAGACCAGAGAUCUUCUUAGAUCCUCCUGAUAGACCAGAGAUCUUCUUAGAUCCUCCUGAUAGACCAGAGAUCUUAUAUCCUCCUGAUAGACCAGAGAUCUUCUUACAUCCAAGUAGAUUAGAGGUCCUUUUAAAUCUUUCUGAUAGACCAAAAGAUGACGACAGGACUGAUUCCUAAACAGCACAAUAUUUCCUAUAUAUUUAAUCCUGCCACGAAUGAAGAACACAUUGAGCUACUAAUGUCCACCUGAUGUUCUCAUUAUUACUUAUUUAAAAUAAAUCUCAAAGCCUUCACAGUAUUUUCCAUAGCGGUUUCCAUAGCGCUUUCCAUAGCGGUUUCCAUAGCGCUUUCCAAAGCGGUUUCCAUAGCGCUUUCCAAAGCGGUUUCCAUAGCGCUUUCCAUAGCGCUUUCCAAAGCGGUUUCCAUAGCGCUUUCCAUAGCGGUUUCCAUAGCGCUUUCCAUAGCGCUUUCUAAAGCGGUUUCCAUAGCGCUUUCCAUAGUGCUUUCCAAAGCGGUUUCCAUAGCGCUUUCUAAAGCGGUUUCCAUAGCGCUUUCUAAAGCGGUUUCCAUAGCGCUUUCUAAAGCGGUUUCCAUAGCGCUUUCUAAAGCGGUUUCCAUAGCGCUUUCCAUAGUGCUUUCUAAAGCGGUUUCCAUAGUGCUUUCCAAAGCGGUUUCCAUAGCGGUUUCCAUCCAUUCAUCAUUGGCUAAAACGCUCCAUGCGUUCCACUGUGGCAGCACACUGGCAGGCUGUCAAGCAGUCACAGCAAUUAAUACAGAACGUUGCAAACAGAUCCUGUUCCCUGUGUUUCUACUAAUGGAUCCAGGAAAGAGAGGGUCCUUUGGGUUCGUAUCGGUAUACAUGCAUUUUGAAGAGAGGCUGAAUUUGAUUUGCCCAGUUAUUGUUUUAGGGUCAAUUAUUUCAGUGGUUAUUUUUUCAAUGAAAGGUAUAUUGUAUUACAAAAUGACUCUCUGUUUAUUUCCAUGUUGCUAAAUAUUCACUUGAAUAGCGAUAAUACAUUGUUAAUAAAGAACUGUGGUCUA
Messenger RNA from Esox lucius (northern pike), 5219 nucleotides. RefSeq names its product RERG/RAS-like a (gene rergla). Bases 2622 to 3239 code for a protein of 205 amino acids. Gene Ontology annotation, molecular function: GTPase activity; GTP binding. The transcript has 5 exons. The record is from RefSeq and is a predicted model, not a curated record. NCBI's taxonomy places the organism in Eukaryota, Metazoa, Chordata, Actinopteri, Esociformes, Esocidae.